UGCGCACGAAGUCACUGUCUAUAAAAAGGCCGUGCUUCGGUCCGUCGAGCAAUCAUUUCGCGCAACACAGUUAAGCAGUUCGCGUCGUUCGCAAUCCAAACUAACUAAAUAACCAAACCCGGUGAAAUCCGUCUCGCGUGAACAAACAAAAAAAUAGAAGAAAAAAUAAUCGUCGUUGAUUACUCAACUCGUAUAGUGAAACAACAACAACAACAACAACAACAAGAACAGUAGUACGAUGGUGGUAGCAACGGAAGAGCAAUAUCCCGCUAUCAAGGUGGUAGCGUCGGCGGCGUCGUUCGACUAUGGCGUCCAGUGCGCCCCGAUUGGUGUGACGGCGAAGCACGCGCUACUGCUGGCAAAUAUCGAGAAACGGCUGAUUAUGGGCUUAUCGGAUGCGAUUAGUGCCCUUGCCAAGACGCCCGAGGAGUACCUGUUUUGCUUCAUGGCGCCAUCCCAGCUCGGCGACAGUGCCACUCACAUGCACGAGGUGCUUCUGCAGGCCUUCUGUUUCGAGCACGAUAUUUACAUAAUCAAGGUCGAUAGCAGUGAGAAGCUGAGCCGCCUACUUGGAUCCAGUACGUUGCAAUCGUGUGCUUUGAUCCGGAAAAAAUGGUCCGCCGAUCGUCGGACCGAACUGUUGUCCAAGGUUGAAGAUCAGCUGGUCGACUACUGUGAAGAACACUGGGAAUCACCGGUCAAACCGACCGUCCGGCUGCCGGAUAAAUAAAAACACAGCCAGUCAGACAUGUCUCUCUCUGUCUGUCUGUCUCUCACGGACAAGUGAACGGAAUAAAACACAACUGGGAAAUUACCGGCCUUGCGGCAGCGCACGAGGUAUUUCCCGCACACUGGCGGGGCAAAAACGCUAAAUGCACCCGCUUUACGGCUACACGAGCAUCACACGGAGCGAGUGAAUUCGCAGACAAACACCGGAUGGGGGAAAUUCCCAUCCAGUCGAGGCAGUAGUGAAAGAGUAGUUUUUGUGACAGAACUGAACCGGUUCGAGAAUGCAAGUGAAUGUAAAAUAUCAGCAAAGCAGUUGAAUUCAAGUGUAUCAGUGACAACCACAGAAAUUGAUAAGUUUCGGUCAGGUGAACGGAGACCACACACACACACGCACGCACGCACUCACGGAAGAGUGUGAUUGAUUGCCACGGGCAGUUGACCGGCAGUGGAGUGUGCUAAUCAAAUUAGCCAAUGUGUAAUCUUUUAUUUUACACUAUUGAAUGGAGUGAUCUUUACGGAAAUGUAUGUUAAACUGGAAAAUAUAGCAUAUAAUGUUGAAAUCUA
Molecule: messenger RNA, 1293 nt
Organism: Malaya genurostris
Lineage: Eukaryota; Metazoa; Arthropoda; Insecta; Diptera; Culicidae
Exons: 2
Coding region: 239-730 (163 amino acids)
Biological process (GO): regulation of cell cycle
Cellular component (GO): cytoplasm; nucleus
Source: RefSeq, a predicted model, not a curated record